This is a messenger RNA of Salvia miltiorrhiza (redroot sage), 1268 nucleotides long. Its product is annotated as PHD finger protein ALFIN-LIKE 2-like. The transcript has 5 exons. The record is from RefSeq and is a predicted model, not a curated record. Gene Ontology annotation, molecular function: transcription cis-regulatory region binding; histone binding; transcription coregulator activity. Bases 281 to 1000 code for a protein of 239 amino acids. NCBI's taxonomy places the organism in Eukaryota, Viridiplantae, Streptophyta, Magnoliopsida, Lamiales, Lamiaceae. Gene Ontology annotation, cellular component: nucleus. Gene Ontology annotation, biological process: regulation of DNA-templated transcription.
AGGGAUUGCGGAACAAAGAAGAAUAAAGAGAAAAAACAAAAAGAAAAAGGAAAAAAGACGAUUCACAAAAUAGCAGCAAGCAACGACGCCGUAUUAAAGUCUAGCCCUUUUUACAAUUUCGCCUGCCUCUGUUUUCUGAUUGUAGCGUUACAUGCACACUCAAAACUCUUCUCUCCCUCUCUUCUCUCUGCAAUUUCAUACAAUUCUUUCAAUUUCUUCAUGUAAAUUCUGAUUGUUUUGCUCAAUAGAUUCUAGAUCUCAUAGUUUUUUUGGCGCACAAAUGGCAUCAGUUUCCUCGAGUCCUCGAACUGUAGAGGAGAUCUUCAAAGAUUACAGUGCUCGUCGCGCCGGAAUCGUUCGUGCUUUAACUAAUGAUGUGGAUGAAUUUUACGGGCUCUGCGAUCCAGAGAAGGAGAAUUUGUGUCUGUAUGGACACCCAAAUGAAACUUGGGAAGUAAAUCUCCCGGCUGAGGAAGUUCCACCGGAGCUCCCUGAACCUGCCCUUGGGAUCAACUUCGCUAGAGAUGGGAUGAACCGAAGAGAUUGGCUUUCUUUAAUUGCUGUGCACAGUGAUGGUUGGUUGCUCUCUGUCGCUUUUUACCAAGGGGCUAGGCUGAAUCGCAAUGAGAGGAAGCGCCUCUUCAGCAUGAUCAAUGAAUUGCCAACAGCUUAUGACGUGGUAACAGAAAAAAAGCCUGUAAAAGACAAGCCCAAUGCAGAUAGUGGAAGCAAAUCUCGUGUUAGCACAAAGAGAACUAUUGAUGGUCAAGUGAAAAGCAACCCAAAGCUGGCUGAGGAAAGUUUUGAAGAAGAGGAAGACGAACAUAGUGAAACAUUGUGUGGAAGCUGUGGUGGAAACUACAGUGCGGAUGAGUUCUGGAUUGGCUGUGACAUCUGCGAGCGAUGGUUCCAUGGGAAAUGCGUGAAGAUAACUCCUGCUAAAGCUGACAACAUCAAGCAAUACAAAUGCCCUUCCUGCUUGAAGCGUGGCAGGCAGUAGUUGUUAUUGGAUCAAACUGAAGAUUGAUAGUUCACUCAGUGCCUGACAGAGUAGUUUAGCAAUAUGUGUUUCGACUAUUCCAAGACGACAACAUUUUAUUCUGAACGGGAUAAAAGCCCAUCUCGUUGCAUACUAGGUGGUCGUCUAUCUCAAUGUUACAGCUUUUAUAUAGGAGUCUUUAUAUUUCUUUCUCAUGCUACAGUAUCCUAUGGAUUCGAUACCUUGUUCGUGAUGUAUCAUUAAUUUAAAGAGGUUUGGGUUUUAUUUA